GUUGUGAUGAAUUUCCAAUUGUGGUGAAUUUCGAGAACUGAUGAAUUUCCAGUUGUGCUGAAUUCCCGGUCCUGAUGAUUACUAUUUCAGGCGCUGCCUGAGCUACUGAUUGUUUCCAAUCUUGCUGAUUUUCGUUUCUGGUCAAUCUCCCUGUCCUGGUGAGUUUCCCCGUUCGGGCGAUGCUGCCCGCUGGUUUGUGCUUACACGUUUGCCACAUCGGGUCCCCGUGAUCCGUGGCUGGCUCUUCCACCGAUUGUUUUCUCCUUGCUGGUAAUUUACUGUCGCUCCGUUCCAAUCCCGCAAGUUUGAAAACCCCUUCUGCCGCCAGAGUGCCAGAUAUUAAUAUGAAAUAUACAGUGAUCCGCAAAAUUGCUUCUGGAACGCCUCGGCGUGACGCAACCGGGCGUAUUUAGGUGAAUUGGAGAAGUUGGGACUCAGGCUGAGAUUUGAGCCGUUGGCUGAUUCCGACAGCACAGAAAACCACAGAGUGAAGCAAAAGAUCAUCUCGUUUCCGCAGCGAACGGUGGAAGUACCUUACGCCACUCUUGGAUCGGGAUACCCUGGACGCUGUUACCAUGUCUGUUCUAACUAGGGUGAUCGUCUUUCUCGGAACCUUAACAUUUACCUCACCAGCAGCGGGAGAUCAAGGAGAAGUGCCAGUUUCAGUCCUCUGUUCCACCAGAGCUGCUGCCUUCAAAGGGGACCAGGUGGAUGUGCUGUGCCCACCACAUUGUGAUUUUUCCCAGCAUGAAGUCUGGGGAUCUGGUGUGUAUGCCUCAGUCUCCAGCAUCUGCUCAGCUGCUGCUCACAGCGGUGUGAUUGACACCAUGGGAGGACUGGUUCGUUUUAAGAUUCUACCAGGACAGGUUGGUUAUCAGGAUUCCUUUGCAAAUGGGAUAAGGUCCUUACCGCUUAAUCGAUGGAUGAGCUCCUUUUCAGUCUCCAAAGUGAAGAGGAAAGGUCUUGAAGUAUCUGGACUGCCAAAAGCAACGGUAGUUCCAUCUGUACGAGCUAUAAAGAAAAAAGCUGCAAAACAUGGGAAAAAGAAUUCAAAACCAGUAAACAAAGAGUGCAAAGCUGAUAUUGCCUUUUUAAUCGAUGGGAGCUGGAACCUUGGUAAACGCAGGUUUAACCUACAGAAGAAUUUUGUCAUUAGAGUUACCAACUUGCUUGGUAUUGGGCCAGAAGGGCCACUUGUUGGCAUUGUACAAGUCAGUGACAGUCCUAAAACUGAGUUCAUGUUGAAGGAUAACACUAAUUCAAGAGAUCUUGUUGCUGCCAUCAAAAAUGUGACAUAUAGAGGAGGCAACACCAAUGUUGGUAAAGCAUUGAUGCACACAACAGAAAGCUUUUUCACUGCUAGCAAGGGUACACGGACUGGAUAUCCAAAAGUUGUGGUUGUCCUGGUGGAUGGAUGGCCUUCAGAUGAAGUUGAAAAAGCUGCAAGUCAGGCCAGAGAAUCGGGCAUUAAUGUUUUUAUUGUCUCAGUUGCAAAAGCCCUUCCUGAAGAGCAAAAGAUGGUGUUAGACCCGAAUUACACAGACAAGAUUGUUUGCAGAAACAAUGGAUUCUUUUCUUACGCUAUCCCAAACUGGUUUGGUAUGUACAAGUUUAUAAAACCUUUAGCACAAACAUUGUGCUCUUACAACCAGAUGACAUGCAGCAGAACAUGUCACAAUUCAGUCAACCUGGGCUUCUUAAUUGAUGGAUCAAGCAGCGUUGGGGAUAGCAAUUUCCGCACUGUUUUGAACUUCAUCAGUGAAAUUGUGAAACCCUUUGACAUUCAUCAAAUUGGUGCAAGAGUUGGUGCUGUGCAGUUCACAUAUGAUCAGAGAACUGAAUUUGAUUUUGAUGACCAUAUGACAAAGGAUGAUGUGUUAAAUGCCAUCAGCAGCAUCCGUUACUGGAGCGGUGGCACAGCCACUGGAGAAGCAAUUACUUACACCUCAAAGAACCUCUUUGAAAAACUGAAGAACAACAAUGUAAAUGUGCUGAUUGUCAUUACUGACGGUCAAUCUUAUGAUGACGUUAAGGUUCCAGCGACUUUGGCACAACAAGCAGGUGUCAUAGUUUAUGCAGUUGGAAUUUCGUGGGCAAUGCCAAACGAACUCAAAGCGAUGGCUUCAGAACCGAAGGAUUCACAUUAUUUCUUUGCAAAGGAUUUCCCAGUGGUUAACAAGUUGGUGCCUGAUAUUCUUAAAGGAAUUUGCAAUGACUAUUCAGAAAAAGCAAUGUGAUCCAACAGCUGCCUUAUGCCUUGAUAUUCGAAGAGAAUGAACUGUCUUUUACCAACAACAUAUUAGAUCUCUUAUGACAAUACUAACAAACAUGCUAGUGCAAUAUUUUGUAGAAAUCUAGGCCUGACUAUUAACAAACGGUCCUGCAUGUGCUAUUACUCCUACAAACUAUCCAAAUUGAUAGCAGGAUUGGAAAAGCUUAAUUCAUUACAUUUAUGUACAAAGAUGCAUUUAUAAACAGCUUGUAUUGUGCAAGAGAGACAAUUGCAUAUUUGAGGAAAAUGUUGUUGCAGGUUCAGUGAGUGUUGGAAAAAUGUUGUUGGCCAUUUGAUUUCAGUGACAAGUAACCUCAGUUAAAGAUUUAAAUGCGAAAUGCAUUUAAAGUGUCUUGUUUGCCUGAAUGUUAUAUAAGCCACUCCGCAAAAUAUCUUGCUGUUUGCAAUAAAUCCCACAGUCUGUUAUUAUAUUUGAGUGGGGAAGUUGGUAUCAUAUGACGUAAUUAUAGUCCAGAUUAAUUUAGCAACUUUCCAAAAAUUGUUAUUCAUUAAUAAAUAAUCCUCCUCAAAAUAGAACCGAUCCCAAGCACUGAGUCUCGCUAAAAUGUUUUACAUUUUCAGAAUGUUAUAUAUUCUUUCUGUGAAAUACAAAAUGUCUUCCAAAACAAAUUUAUGGUGGCAUGAAUCAUUUAGCAGUGAAACUUUCUAUUAUGUAAUUUUUAAACUGUUUUACUACAAACUAUUCACAAUAAUCUUACUGGAUUGGUUGCAAGAUCUGUCAGAAAUAAAGUCAUUAUGGUAGUUUGAAAGUAUAGCCCUUCACUCGUGUUUUUUUUGUAAAACAAGAUUCUGUAUUUACUGUUAACUUAUCAUAAAAUGGAUAAUUGCAUUCUGCA
Molecule: messenger RNA, 3129 nt
Organism: Pristis pectinata (smalltooth sawfish)
Lineage: Eukaryota; Metazoa; Chordata; Chondrichthyes; Rhinopristiformes; Pristidae
Gene: coch
Product: coagulation factor C homolog, cochlin (Limulus polyphemus)
Exons: 13
Coding region: 576-2237 (553 amino acids)
Source: RefSeq, a predicted model, not a curated record